Molecule: messenger RNA, 1412 nt
Organism: Oryzias melastigma (Indian medaka)
Lineage: Eukaryota; Metazoa; Chordata; Actinopteri; Beloniformes; Adrianichthyidae
Gene: pdzd11
Product: PDZ domain containing 11
Exons: 6
Coding region: 196-627 (143 amino acids)
Biological process (GO): maintenance of epithelial cell apical/basal polarity; protein localization to basolateral plasma membrane; neurotransmitter secretion
Cellular component (GO): cell-cell junction; synapse; basolateral plasma membrane
Molecular function (GO): protein binding
Source: RefSeq, a predicted model, not a curated record
UGAGCUAAAAGCAAACUAAAAAUCCGUAGAAGAAGAACUGCUAGCAUUCAGUUAUUUCUAGUGAGCUACAUUUUUGAUGCUUCAUAUCAGGACUUUGCGUGUGCUUUUAUGUAAAUGUUGAGCUUUUUUUUCCCCUUAAGUUAACUAGUUAGAACUAUUAUACAAACCUGGAUUGAACCACAGGAUAUUUGAUCAAUGAUGGAUCAGAAACUUUCUUAUGAUGACUACCAGCUCCCAGUCGUGUUCCUGCCCGCUUAUGAGAACCCACCAGCAUGGAUCCCCCCUCAUGAGCGAGUUCAUCACCCCGACUACAACAACGAGCUGACCCAGUUUCUGCCUCGAACCAUCGUGCUGAAGAAGCCUCCAGGAGCACAGCUGGGAUUCAACAUCCGAGGGGGCAAAGCAUCACAGUUAGGCAUCUUUAUAUCCAAGGUGGUUCCGGAUUCAGACGCCCACAGAGCCGGUCUGCAGGAGGGAGACCAGGUUCUGUCUGUCAAUGAUGUAGACUUCCAAGACAUAGAGCACUCCAAAGCUGUGGAGAUACUGAAGACCGCUCGAGAAAUCCUGAUGAGGGUCCGCUUCUUUCCUUACAAUUACCAACGACAGAAGGAGAGAACUGUCCAUUAGAUGGCAGCAGAGGAAGACUAACCUUCAUCCUCCCACAGACUCCGGCCUUCUCUCUGUCUGGACUUCAACAGGACAGAUGCACCACCAGAUGACUCAUCCUAAACCCUCCACUGGUUUCUAUUUGAAAACCAGACUAACUGCAAGUUAGGUUUGUAGAUUCUGUUUUGGAGAAGUCAGGGACCUCAAAGGCUAAAGUAAAACGAAACACUGUAUAACACUUAAACUUAACACAUCCUAAUUUAAUCUUAUGAACUUGAGUAAAAAGUUCAGACUGUGCACCUUUAGUACAGAUAAAACAAAUAUUUUAGGGAAAUUAAUAAUGCUGUAAGAGAAAACAUUGCAAGAAUUCUGGAAAAUUUGAUGCGAUGCUGAGAUUUUUGACAGUUUUAUAUGAAUAUUUAAGUUGUGUAAAUGUAAAUUACUUUCACGAUGUGACUUGUUUUUUGCAUGACUGUUUCUUGAAUCUUUUUUAAACUGUUUUUAAGUGUGACAUGCAACAUUCUGGUGAAAUUCAGCUUUAUUUAGGAUCAGUUAACGUUUGUUUGAGUCCUCUUGGGCUUCUACAAAAUGGAAGCCCGUGAAAUCUGCAGACUUGUGCGCCUUGGGAUGCUAAUCUUUAUACAACUGAACAUUCAAGUUUCUGCAUUAUUUGUUAACUUGUUACUUUUGUAUAUGAUGCAUUUACAUACUUUUAGCUAUUAUGUCUUUAAAUUACUAUUAAAAUGGAAUAACAUUUUAAUUUAAAAAAAUCUUAUUUGUCUAAUAAAACAUUUACAUCACUUAAA